Molecule: messenger RNA, 765 nt
Organism: Neoarius graeffei (lesser salmon catfish)
Lineage: Eukaryota; Metazoa; Chordata; Actinopteri; Siluriformes; Ariidae
Exons: 2
Coding region: 1-765 (254 amino acids)
Biological process (GO): DNA integration
Molecular function (GO): nucleic acid binding
Source: RefSeq, a predicted model, not a curated record
AUGCAGAGGCCUUUAGCCAAAGAAACUGCAGAAUUAUUCAUCCACCACGUUUUCUGCUUACAUGGACUACCCACUGAUAUAGUUUCUGACCGGGGUCCUCAGUUCACUGCACAGUUCUGGAGGGCUUUCUGCAAACUCAUCAGGGCCACCUGUAGUCUCACCUCAGACUUCCACCCACAGACCAACAGCCAGGCAGAACGGGCGAGCCAGGCUUUGGAGGUUGCACUCAGGUGCAUGGCGUCCAGGGAUGCCAGUUCUUGGAGUAAGUACCUACCCUGGAUCGAGUAUGCUCAUAACACUCUUCCUUCAUCUGCCACAGGUCUCUCACCCUUCCAGUGCUCCCUAGGUUACCAACCACCACUCUUCCCCAACCAAGAGGAGGAGGUUGUCAUACCCUCAGCCCAGAUCUUCAUACACCACUGCAGAAGGACGUGGGCAUUGGCCUGGAAAAGACUCAUUCACUCCACCCUAGCAUCCAAGAGGCAGGCCGACAAACACUGCUCUAAGGCGCCCACUUACUCCCAGGUACCUAGGACCCUUCCUCAUCAAAAAGGUAAUCAACCCAUGUUCUGUCAGACUGGCACUACCACUCACCAUGCGACGCAUCCACUCCCAUUGGCUACAAGAUGGACACUAACCAGAAGGUGCAAUAUCCGCCAUGGAAGAGAAGGUUGGAGAGAAGUUAGCCAACUAUCAGAACUCCAGAAAGGUUUAACAAGGAAAGGGCUACCUAAGAAAUACAGCAAGCUCAGAGGUGGACAGUAA